AUGAGAUUUCUCUCAUCCCUCCCCCUUCUCCUCACUCUUCUCGGAGUAGACUCCGCGACUUAUUUUACUGCCACCGGCACCCUUUCCUGUGACAUGCACCAACCCUGGUGCUACUAUAUAUCGAUGGUGGAAAAGGAUACCAUCGGUAUAUUCGACGACAAAAUAGACUCUAGUGGAGUUCACUGUGUUUCAAGGAAAGACGCGGAAUAUAAACUGGCUGGCUGGCAGCUAAGCGACGGCGACGUUAUCGAAAACAGAUACUACGAGAUAGAGUUAAAUCUAACUCACAACUGUUCUUGCACCCAAAACGAGAAGAGGAAGAUUGUGAGACCGGUCGUAUCGGAAUCUGUUUAUCAAUUCCGGAUUCACUACGACUGGAGCCUCAACGUGACCCAAGAUGGCGAUGUUGUGUCGGAAUACUGGUAA
This is a messenger RNA of Caenorhabditis remanei, 426 nucleotides long. RefSeq lists its product as uncharacterized. NCBI's taxonomy places the organism in Eukaryota, Metazoa, Nematoda, Chromadorea, Rhabditida, Rhabditidae. The transcript has 4 exons. The record is from RefSeq and is a predicted model, not a curated record. Bases 1 to 426 code for a protein of 141 amino acids.